AAUUGUAACAAUCAUCUCAUUCGUUUCUCGUCCAACUCUACCCACACGCUAUGCAACACCCAUGAGCUAACGGAGGGAGCAUCCCAUGACGACUACAGUUCGACCUCUUCAACCCCCUUUAUCCUGAAUCAUGACAGUGGAUGGGUAGUAGGGCCCAAAAAUCGGCUCUUAUUCUGGGUACCCCCCGCUUCUCGACACACAUUUUACAGCCCUGCGACUGCAUUGGUGAUACCCGGAGGAGGUCCUGAGCUUGAUUUGAGCUGUAUGGCACAUGGACAGCACUGGCAAAAGUGUCGAGAGGAGCCUUAGUAACGACGAUUAUUGCAAGUGAUGAAUUCGUUUUAGAUAUUUCGGAUAUAGUUUGGACGUGCCCGAGUGUACAGUGGAUCAUACAUCGUGUUCAAUUCUAUAAAUACCUACCAUGUAGCCUGAUUUCAAGCCGAGGAGCUGACUGUGGUACUUAUGAUGUUCAUACUGGCUCGUCAUAACACAUAACAAUGGACAAGCACACUGAUUUCACCAGAGAUGCAGUUGCGCAUGCGCCGUG
Messenger RNA from Suillus fuscotomentosus, 547 nucleotides. RefSeq lists its product as uncharacterized. The transcript is spliced from 2 exons. The annotation marks the transcript as partial. NCBI's taxonomy places the organism in Eukaryota, Fungi, Basidiomycota, Agaricomycetes, Boletales, Suillaceae. The record is from RefSeq and is a predicted model, not a curated record.